This is a messenger RNA of Dictyostelium purpureum, 873 nucleotides long. RefSeq lists its product as uncharacterized. NCBI's taxonomy places the organism in Eukaryota, Evosea, Eumycetozoa, Dictyosteliales, Dictyosteliaceae. The transcript has a single exon. Gene Ontology annotation, cellular component: nucleolus. Bases 1 to 873 code for a protein of 290 amino acids. The record is from RefSeq and is a predicted model, not a curated record. Gene Ontology annotation, molecular function: nucleic acid binding. Gene Ontology annotation, biological process: regulation of ribosome biogenesis.
AUGUCAAGUUCAGAUGAAGAACCAACUGGUUUUGGUCAAAAAAUGUUAUUGCGUAUGGGGUGGUCUGUGGGAAAAGGUUUGGGUUUAAACGAAGAUGGUACAACAAAUAUUAUAGUAAACAGAAAGAAGCAAGAUAAUGUUGGUGUUGGUGCAACUCUUGAAGAUAGAAUAAACUCAUCAAAUAAUUGGGAAGUAAAUAAUGAAGCCUUUGAUAAUAUUUUAGCUAAAUUAAAUGGUAAUAACGAAAUAAAAGUCGACUCAAAAAAAAGAAAAAAAUUCGUUAAAUCAAAAUUAAAUAAAAAGAAAGAUGAAUCAAGCGAUAGCGAUAGCGAUAAUAGUGAAAGUGAAAAAGAAAAAGAAAAAAAAAAUAAAAAGCAAAAAACAAGUGAUUCAGAUACUGAUAAUAGUAGUGACUCAAGCAGUGAAAGUGAAAGUGAGAGUGAGAGUGAAAGUGAAAAUAUAAGUAAAUCAAUUAAAAAAUCUAAAGAAACCAAAAAGAAAUCAAAAACAAGUGAUAGUGAUACAAAUAGUAGUAGUAGUUCAUCAGAUAGUAGCAGUGAAAGUGAAAGUGAAAGUGAUAGUAGUUCAUCAGAUAGUAGUAGUAGUUCAUCAGAUAGCAGCAGCAGUUCAUCAGAUAGUAGCAGUAGCAGCAGUAAAAGUGAAAGUGAAAGCGAAAGCGAAAAAAAAAAAGAUAGUUCAUCAGAAUCCGAAAAAGAAGAACCAAAGAAAAGAUCGUGGGUUGGAAAAACAAGAUACCAAAAAUUAUUAAAAGCAAAAUCAGUUAAAAACUAUAGUGAAGAAGAUUUAAGAGCUAUUUUAGGUUUCCGACCAAAUCAAGAUAAAAGAGGUUUACCACAAAAAGUAUGUAAUUAA